Molecule: messenger RNA, 3291 nt
Organism: Pogonomyrmex barbatus (red harvester ant)
Lineage: Eukaryota; Metazoa; Arthropoda; Insecta; Hymenoptera; Formicidae
Product: tyrosine-protein phosphatase non-receptor type 7
Biological process (GO): protein dephosphorylation; signal transduction
Cellular component (GO): cytosol; cell junction; plasma membrane
Molecular function (GO): protein kinase binding; protein tyrosine phosphatase activity
Source: RefSeq, a predicted model, not a curated record
AAUUGCUAGCAUUUAAAUCUUACAAUUAAUUAAUGAAUCUUAGAUGAAAAUAAACAUGCAUAAAAAUACACGGUGAUUUUAUAGAAAGUUUGCAAUUUUGAAAUAAUAAAUAAAAAUUUUUCAAUUGAGAACGACCAAUGCAAGAAUACUAUUUCAUCGCUGAUAUUAUUAUUUGUAAUAAUAUUGCGAUAAUGUGGUAAUUUUUUUUAUUUUCACAAGUCGAUUCGCGAAAUGUCCGGAAGUCACAAGCGAUAUAUCAGAUGACCCAGAUGAUCUGAUCUUCAGACCACACGAUUACUUUUCCUUUUGUUAAAAGGAAUGUUUGGGAAGAUAAAUUUGAUUUAGAAUAUCGUUUUGAGAGCAAUCGUUGAUUUUCUAUUUUGUAUAUCGCGCGAAGAGAAUGAGUCAUCCACGGUACAUUGCGUCAAGUUGGAAAAGGACGUGGGACGUUCAUUCAAUGCGACAAUUCACACGAUACGGGACACAACGAUUCAUUCUUCUCCUUUUUUUCUCGUUUUCUUUUCUUCGUUUCUCGUUGUAACGACGAUUGCCCGUUGCGCACGUAGGGGACAUUGCUUCUUCGAAGAGCUGCCAUUCGGAGAGGAGGUAACGUUCGUUGGCACGGGUAAACGUAAACUCGCUUCCGAAUGCGACAUUAUUGUCAUUAAUCGCACGUGCUCCUCUUUCAUUCACGCCGACUCCCACCCGUGAAUAACACGAUAGAAGCGUUUACAUUCACGCCGCGGUUGGUCGGCGCCGAUGGGCCGGCGACGCCGUCGCCAUCCCGAUUGGCCACCGCUUACUCCCGACGUACUAUACGAGAGAACGAGAGGAAUCGCGAGAGACGAUCGCGAAGCGCUAUGAAUAGAACCAAAGUCCCAGAUGGUACAAGUGUUUCCUUGACUCAUCAUCAUGCAAAUGAUGUUAAUUAUUAUGAUACAACGAUCAACAAUAGUGAUAAUAUAAGUCCUCUGGAAAAAUUUUAUCUUAUCACUCAACAGAAGUGGCAUAAGGAUACAUUAGUGCCAAUCUCCUCAUUGCCCUCUACGAAGGGAAUGCCUACGAGAUCUCAUCACAGAAUCCGGCAGUCCGUGACAGGACUGGAUGAUGCUGGAAUGGAUCUCCAAGUGACUCAACUCAAUAAUCCGGCAGACGAGGAAAUACAUUCCAGGACGACUUUGUCAUGGCUAGAUUGGCAUUUGUCUCACGUUUUAGCGCUUUGUGUAAUCGUUGGCAUUAUAUUCCUACUCUUGUUAUGGCUGCGAAAACAAAUGUCGCGUGAAAAAGAUAACGAAGAUGGCAGUCGGCACGGCCUGGUCGAGGAAGGUGCCACUAGUCAGUCGGAAAAGUUAACUAAAGAUGUAAAAGAAUCUGUGGAAGCAAAAUGGGUUCACGAAGCAUUCACGAAGCAAUCUGCACCCUCCUACCCGGUACGACCGGUUCCCCAAACCUCUUUACCCGAGAUGAUGUCUACGGCAAUAGCUGAGCGUAAACCGGAAGCGAUACGUAUGAAAGCAAAAGGAUUAUUGGAAAGACGUGGUUCGAGCACAAGUUUAACCAUAGAAUUGGCACCAGCUCCUGAAAGUCCACCACAUAUGGUUACUCCUACACGAGAAUGUACAACGGAAGAGUUUUUGUUAAGCGCGGGAAAUGUAUUGUCGAGAGCACAAUUGAAAAGAGUUGUUGAAGGUACGGGAACGUUGCACAAAGAAUUUUGGGAGGUGCCGUUAAAUCUGCCAGAAAAGGUAGACAUUUGCGGCUCAGGAGUGAAGAAUAGAUACAGCUCUGUUUUACCCAAUCUACAAACCAGAGUGGUUCUACCAGGUUCCUCCGAUGAUCCGCUCGCCGGUUACAUAAACGCUAAUUAUAUCCGAGGAUACGAUGGCGAAAAUGCUAGAUAUAUCGCGACACAGGGACCAUUAGCUAAUACGAUAGCAGAUUUCUGGAGAAUGGUCUGGACGGAAAAAGUUCCUGUGAUUGUCAUGAUAACUAGAUUGAAUGAAGCAUCCAAGCCGAAGUGCGAGACGUAUUUUCCCUUUGACGUAAAUAGUCGUGUACAAGCUGGAUCUUUCACUAUUAUAGUAAAUUAUAUCGAUGCGAGAAACGGAUAUAUCGUUAGAACUAUGGAGAUUCGGCACGAAGGAGAAAGGAGACAUUUGCAACACUAUUGGUACGAUUCAUGGCCGGACCAUGCCGUACCUCAAACCGCAGAUGCGCUCGUUAGUAUGGCCGCGGAGGUGAACACUUUACCAGGACCAGUGGUCGUCCACUGCAGCGCGGGUAUAGGACGAACUGGCUGUUUUAUAGCAAUAGGGAUAGGAAUGAUUCAACUAGUAAAAGAAGGAAAUGUCGAUGUAUUGGGUAUUUUGUGCCAGAUGAGAUACGACAGAGGAGGAAUGGUGCAAACGGCUGAACAAUAUGAAUUCAUUCAUAGAGCACUUUAUCUUUUCGAGCAGACGCUAGAGAGCAAACCAUCGACUUCGAGUGAUUAAAUGAAUCUAUUUAGAAUUUCUUUCGCUUAUUCUUUCUUAAAACAAGGCUUUAUUAUUGCCUAAGAGAAUGUCACUUCGCGCAGGGCUGUAUGUCUACCGUAAAAAAAGCGUAAAUUUCUAACGAAUCUCAAUGUUAGCCUGUGAACCGACGCUCUCAUCUUUAUCUCAAUAUUCGAACGAGUUGAAACUCGUUCUGUAAGCUGCCAUUUUCUACUGCCAUGACGAAUCGUUGACAAUUGAUAUCAAUCACAGAGCUCAAGAGAUAAAAAAAAGGGUUCACUGUCGGAGUGCAUUUUCUAAGCAGGUGCUUUUUAAAACUGAGAUAUCACAAAUAGCUUAAAUGGGACAAAAAUAUUUAUGUUUAUAAUAAUGUGCGAUCGAAAUCGUGCACGAGGCGUAUGCUUAAAAAUCAAGAUUAUAUUGUUUGAUUGAUUAUAAGUUAUGAGCUAGAAAUAAUCUCUGAGCGUGGGAAUAACGUAUUCGCAACUCGUAUCACAAUAUUUAGAUUUAUAUAAAAAUCGUUUAUUAAACUUGGAUUUAAUUAUUUGUACAUUCCUCGUGUAUUAGAAAAUAUUUCAUUACGUUCUAAUAAAAUUUUAAAUGCGCAAAAAUAUGUAGGAACAACUUCGCGACUGUAACAAUUGAUACUAGUACGAUACUCUUUGCUAUUGUCAAGCAUCUCACGAUGAAAUAAAUACAUGAUACAUACACUAAACUGUUAAAUCAACGUGUAAAAGCUAAAGUUAAUCGUAAUUACUUUAAUGGGAUAUAAUGUUAAAUGUGAGAUAAAUGUGAAAAA